Messenger RNA from Cucurbita pepo subsp. pepo (vegetable marrow), 1557 nucleotides. It is a transcript of the gene TBL33, whose product is annotated as TRICHOME BIREFRINGENCE-LIKE 33. The record is from RefSeq and is a predicted model, not a curated record. Gene Ontology annotation, molecular function: O-acetyltransferase activity. NCBI's taxonomy places the organism in Eukaryota, Viridiplantae, Streptophyta, Magnoliopsida, Cucurbitales, Cucurbitaceae. Gene Ontology annotation, cellular component: Golgi apparatus.
AUACUCUAAACCCUCCCUCGCCUUGAUGCUAGCUUCUCAACUAUUUACCAACAUGCCCUUUUAAAUUGUUUGUAAAAUUUAUUUAAUUACUAAUAUUCUAUUGCUCUAAGAGGCAAAUAAUUAAUUAAUUUAAUUUAGAGAAUACAAAGUGUGGAUGAUGAACCAAAAAUUGAUGUGCACCAUAUAUUAAUAGCAUCUAUGUUUUUUGUCUGUGUCAUUAAAAAUUCUAAUUUUGCCUCUCUGAAAUGAAGCCUCCUUCUCCCAACAACUCCUCCUCCUCCUCCUCCUCCUCCCCUUCCCUCCCCAGAAAGCCUCGCUUCUCCCCUUACCUCUUCACUCUCUUGGUCUUCAUCUUCUUCGUCGCCGUCCUCUACGGUGAAGACCUCGCCUGCAUCUUCAGCCAGCAGCUCCAACUCGACCUCGCCCCCGCCCGCCCCUCCCCCGCCACCCAGAAGAAGUGGGAGAAAUUGCCAUUUGCAAUAGGGAAACUGAAGGAGGAGGGGUGUGACGUGUUCAGUGGGAGGUGGGUUAGAGACGAGGUGACUCGGCCGCUAUAUGAUGAGUCAGACUGUCCGUACAUACAACCGCAGCUGACGUGUCAGGAACACGGCCGGCCGGACCGGAGUUAUCAGUACUGGCGGUGGCAGCCCCACGGCUGCGAUCUUCCAAGUUUCAAUGCGAGCCUAAUGCUAGAAACCCUAAGGGGAAAGAGGAUGAUGUUCGUUGGAGAUUCUCUGAAUCGGGGUCAAUAUGUUUCAAUGAUCUGUCUCCUUCACUCUCUAAUUCCCGAUGAAGAGAAAUCCAUAGAGACCUUCGAUUCACUCACCGUUUUCACCGCAAAGGAGUACAAUGCGACGAUUGAGUUCUAUUGGGCACCGUUUCUUCUAGAAUCGAACUCGGAUAAUGCGGUGAUCCAUCGAAUUUCAGAUCGGAUAGUGAGAAGAGGCUCCAUUAAUAAGCAUGGAAGGAAAUGGAAGGGGGUCGAUAUUAUGGUUUUCAAUACUUACCUUUGGUGGAUGACUGGCUUGAACAUGAAAAUCCUGCAAGGGUCGUUCGAGGACGAAGUACAAGACAUAGUAGAGCUCUCAACCGAAGAUGCUUAUCGUAUGGCUAUGAAGAGCAUGUUGAGAUGGGUUAGAAAGAAUAUGAACCCUAAAAAAACUAGGGUUUUCUUCACUAGCAUGUCCCCGUCUCAUGGAAAGAGCAUUGAUUGGGGCGGUGAAGAAGGUGGGAACUGCUACAACCAAACAACUCUAAUUGACGAUCCAAACUAUUGGGGUUCUGACUCGAGAAAAAGUAUAAUGGAAGUGAUUGGAGAUGUGUUCGGGCAGUCAAAGUUUCCAAUCACAUUUCUCAACAUCACGCAGCUCUCGAGCUAUCGUAGGGAUGCGCAUACGUCGAUUUACAAGAAGCAAUGGACCCCGUUAACGUCAGAGCAGCUAGCAAACCCGGUCAGCUACGCGGAUUGUGUCCAUUGGUGCAUGCCUGGCCUCCAAGAUACUUGGAAUGAGCUUCUUUUUACCAAACUUUUCUAUCCUUACUAAUGGUUGUUUUUUU